UGUCUGAAUGGAAUCAUGGCGGAGACGAUGGAAGGUGCGCCAGGGAACUUCGCGACGAUGGAGAAUUCGGACGACAAAAAGGCCUCUAUUGCAGGAAGCGAUUUGUCGGAACGUGAAGAAUCAUCAGAAGAGGAAUUAUACGAAGUGGAGAGAAUUAUGGGGAUGUCUAAAGCAAGCGGAAAGACACUGUACAAAGUGCGAUGGAGAGGGUACGGAGCUACCGACGACACCUGGGAACCGAUAGAAAAUCUACAGUCAUGUCUCGACCUCAUCGAGGAGUUUCAGAAGAAGAGAGAAGAGCAGCAAUUGAAAAGAGCAACAGAAAGAAAGAAAAGAAAAGACAUGAUGGAGGGUCGUAUUCUUGUGGAACCAGACAAUUCACGGGAGGGGUCUCCAGCACAAAUCCCUACCACACUGAAGGACACCUUUUGGAAGGACCUGGAAGAAGGUCGUCUAAACCUCUUUGCCACAGACAUGUAUUCUCGUGUAAAGGGUGGGGGUAGAGCUCCUAAAUCACCAAAGGAUGAAGAUGAGGAUGAAGAGGAGAAAACCCAUCGAAAACGAGGGAAGAAGAAUUCCUCAAGAAACAUCAGAGAAAGGGAUAAAGGCAGACGAAGAAGCAGACUGAGACCGAAGCAACAUUCCUCAAAAAGUUCCCUGGUCAGUGUUGUGACUGAUUCCGACUCCUCAUCCAGUGAUAUUGAAAACAUCAGUAGAGACUCUGUGCCCAUCAGUUACAAUGGCAGCGAAGAAUCAGUGCAGACUGAAAUGUGCAAUGGAGAGAAAAGUGAAGUUCUAACAGUUAAUUCCACAGAGAAGAGAGAGAAUGAACAGUUUACUGAUGAAGUGAAGACAAAGAAGCCCAAGAAACAUAAGCUAAGUGCUUCCUCCUCAGGUUUGAAAGACAAAUCUAACACAGAGAAAAGAGACUCAUUUACCAGUGUGAAAGUCAAAUCUGUGACCUCUAAAGACAGCAAGGAAACAGGCUCAUCCAAAACACCAAAAAUUGACACAUUAAAACGGGAAGCUAUGAUUGAUAAACCGUCUAGUCCUAUAAAGUCCUAUUUGUCAGGGGGUAGUACACCUCCAAGGAAAAUGUCUGUGGAAUCUCCGAGUGAAAAUCGGCAGCUGCAGGCUCUCGCCUCAAGUACUCCCAACGAUACAGGGUCAAGGUCAGACAGACAGAGACUGUCCAAUAAUUCAGACAAUAGUUUUACCGGUAACAAUGGACACAAGAGAAAACAUAAUUCUGAUUCAAGUAGUGCUAGACCCAGUAAACAACGAAAAGACUCUGACUUCUCCGAUAGUGGCAUGGGUAGUUCCGUCAGUAGUGUUACUAGUCAAGACUCCGAUAGGGGAAAUAAAUCAGGUGUUAAAAGGCGUGAUUCUGUGGAUUUCUCACAGCCGUUAGACGAUAUUUGGAAUGGAUCAUUCUUACCGUUAUUACCAGAAAGUACCAAAUCAGAAGGCAGAGGUGCUGACCUAAGCUUUGAUAUUGAACUAGAUGAUAUAGACCUGGACGAUUUGGAUAAACAAAAGAAUGCUGAUGAUGGAGAAGAAAUUGUUGAUAUAAGUGAUGAAAACUUCAGACAGGCAGUAAUGGAAGGAGAUUAUUUGUUGGUGAAAAAGGCACUGAGCAGCAAAAAGAAGUUUGAUGUGGAAUCUGUGGAUGAUUUGGGGAUUACGUUGCUGAUGUAUUCAGCUCAAAAUGGUAAUGAUGAUAUAGCAGAGCUGCUAGUCAACCACAAAGCAAACAUCAAUGCGCAGCAGCAUAAUGGCACAACAUCCCUCAUGCUGGCCUGCGAACAUGCCCACAUAUGCACAGUAGCACUUCUAGUUGAACUUGGAGCCAAUGUCAAUCUGCAGCAGACAACAGGUGAAACAGCACUAAUGAAGGCAGUGAGAAGAGGCCAUAAACAAAUUGUGAAGUUUUUGUUGGAGCAUGGUGCUAACUUCUCGGCUCAGAACAACUCCGGAUUUACAGCAGUAACGUACGCCAAAAUGAUGAGAUUGACUGAGAUUGAGGACAUCAUUGUCGAUUAUAUCUCCAGGUUAACCAAUGAGUUUGACAAACAAGUUGCUAUCACAUUGAACAGUACAGCUAAAAUCAUCAGUGCUCUCUUCCCACUCCAGUGCUUCCCGCUGUCCGAGGGAGAAAAGUUUUCUGUCAACUUCAAACAUGAACUUCAGGCUAACACACCAGGUGUAGGCUACCUUCUGUUUGUGGCCCAUGCUCGAAUUACAGCCCAGGAUAUCCGCUGCAGGUUCUAUGGCCCUUGUGCUGUACAGAAUGUCUCACUCAACGGUGUCCAGCAGCCACCACUUACAGAGGAAGCCAACUUCGUGUUGUCCUGUUGUCCACUACAACAUGGAAGGAAUGAGGUUAUCAUCAAUACGGUACCAGCUCCAGGGUCAAAGGCAAAACUAGUGGUAUGUGCAUACAAAGCCCAGCUAAUUGACACCUAGAUUGUGAUUGUACUAGAUUCCUGGACAUAGACACAGAUUUUUGUGGGGAGAAUAUCCCGGACAUAAACACAAAGAUUUGUGUGGCGAAAUUUCCCAUGACUCCCAGACAAAGAUGUUUAGAUUUGUAUGGAGAGUGUCCCUAACAUAGAUAUGUCCAAGGAAUUUGAAGUGAUCCUGCACAUACACUUGUGGAGGGGGAUUCUAUGGAUUUGUGUGGGGGUAGUCUUAGUGUCCCGUACAUCACAGAAGAAAUCUCCACCGACUCCAUACUUGUUGAUCUCAUUCAUUGAAAUAUGUGUUUCCUCUUCCACUGAUCUCACAUAUGAAGACAAAAUGGAGAAAUUAUAAUAACAUUAUCAUUGUGAAGAUUUGGUAUCGGCAAGUUUGAACAACAGUUGGAACCUAGUUCAUGUUUGUUCACAAACUUGGUAGUUUACAUAUUAAAAUUCUGGUUUGAGGGAUUUGUGAUAAACACACAGGAACCAAGCUCCUGGUCACCUUAACAGACUUUAUGUGUGUGACAUGGUACUGAUAUAUAAGUGCAGUGAGCCAAUACCAUAGCCCAUAGGCCUCUGUGUAUGUUGGCACGGACAGCCAGAGAUAAGACUCUUGCCUCUGUAAAGUUGCAUCCUAUCAAAGACUGGGUUGAUAAUUCAUUAUGUAUUUUGGGAUGGAGAUUUUUUUGUCUUGAUUUGGAAAGAAAAUUGAUUGAUUCGGAAGCAAAUUUUUAGACUUUACUGCUGCAAACUUUGGGAAUUGUGCUUAAAUACAGGUACAGAUAGUUUUAUUUUGGCACUGGUUUCAUUAUUGACUCCAAAAAGUCUCAAGCAAUAUUGGCUCAGACUAUAAAAUAUAUACAGGCCAAUAGGCUAUGGUAUCUGCAUCUACUACAUACAUAUGUAUGUGUGUACAGGUACAUUUACUACGUGUAUGUGUGUACAGGUACAUUUACUACGUGUAUGUGUGUACAGGUACGUUUACUACGUGUA
Molecule: messenger RNA, 3455 nt
Organism: Pecten maximus
Lineage: Eukaryota; Metazoa; Mollusca; Bivalvia; Pectinida; Pectinidae
Product: M-phase phosphoprotein 8-like
Exons: 15
Coding region: 16-2466 (816 amino acids)
Biological process (GO): regulation of gene expression
Cellular component (GO): nucleus
Molecular function (GO): protein binding
Source: RefSeq, a predicted model, not a curated record